Arachis stenosperma is the source of this 2042-nucleotide messenger RNA. Its product is annotated as protein NRT1/ PTR FAMILY 5.6-like. Gene Ontology annotation, molecular function: tripeptide transmembrane transporter activity; dipeptide transmembrane transporter activity. Gene Ontology annotation, cellular component: membrane. The record is from RefSeq and is a predicted model, not a curated record. Gene Ontology annotation, biological process: dipeptide transport; transmembrane transport. The transcript is spliced from 4 exons. NCBI's taxonomy places the organism in Eukaryota, Viridiplantae, Streptophyta, Magnoliopsida, Fabales, Fabaceae. Bases 21 to 1880 code for a protein of 619 amino acids.
AAAAUGGUAAAGGUUGUCAAAUGCAACAACAUAAUUCCUCCAUUAAUAACUCUUCUUCUUCUACUUGCCAUCUUAGCUAUUCAAGUCAUAUGGAGAAGAACGCAAUUGAUGCAAAAAGAGGAGAGAUUGAUCAUGACAUGAAAUUGGUUCAUGAUUCUUCACUUGAUUAUAAGGGAAGGGUUCCUCUCCGAGAUUCAACUGGUUCUUGGAAAGCUUCUUUCUUCAUUAUUGCAAUUGAAUUUAGUGAGAGGCUGAGUUACUUUGGAAUAGCAACUAGCUUGGUCCUUUACCUGACAAAGAUUAUUCAUCAAGAUCUUAAGACAGCGGUUAGGAAUGUGAACUAUUGGACAGGUGUCACCACUUUGAUGCCACUCUUUGGAGGAUUUCUUGCUGAUGCUUUCUUGGGUCGCUACACCACUGUCAUUGCUUCUUGCAUUGUUUAUCUUCUGGGUUUGAUUCUGCUUUCUCUGUCAUGGUUCUUACCAGGCUUAAAGCCAUGUGAUGAUACAAGCACAUGCGCUGAACCAAGGAGGAUCCAUGAAGUGGUUUUCUUCCUAGCCAUCUACUUAAUAUCCGUUGGAACCGGAGGCCACAAACCUUCCUUGGAAAGCUUCGGAGCCGACCAAUUCGACGACGAUCAUGUUGUCGAAAGGAGGCAGAAAAUGUCCUUCUUCAACUGGUGGAACUGUGGUCUUUGCAGUGGACUCAUUCUUGGAGUAACCCUAAUUGUUUAUGUACAAGAUCAUGUUAAUUGGGGAGUUGCUGAUGUUAUUCUCACAUUGGUCAUGGCUUUCUCAUUGAUCAUAUUCUUGUUGGGAAGGAAAUCUUAUCGUUAUAGGGCACCAAUGGGUAGCCCUUUGACUCCAAUGUUGCAAGUUUUGGUUGCCGCCAUUUCCAAAAGGAAGCUUCCUUAUCCUUCUAAUCCUAAUGAAUUGUAUGAGGUUUCCAAGUCUAAUAACAACAACAACAAUGGAAGGUUCUUAGGCCACACCAAGAAGCUCAAAUUUCUUGACAAGGCAGCAAUCAUUGAAAAUGGUGGAAACAUAGCAGAGAAACAAAGUCCAUGGAAGCUUGCAAGUGUGACAAAAGUGGAAGAGAUGAAGCUAAUUAUCAACAUGAUCCCCAUUUGGGUUUUCACAUUACCAUUCGGAAUAUGUGCCGCACAAACAUCCACGUUUUUCAUCAAACAGGGUGUUAUCAUGGACAGAACCGUCGCCAAAGGCUUCCAAAUCCCUCCAGCUUCAAUGUUCACCCUCGCCGCCAUCGGAAUGAUAAUAUCCGUCGCCUUUUACGACAAGAUCCUCGUACCUCUGCUAAGAAGGCUAACGGGGAACGAGAGAGGAAUCAACAUCCUUCAGAGGAUUGGUUUCGGAAUGGUUUUCUCUAUCGUUACAAUGGUAAUUGCGGCGGUUGUAGAGAACAAGAGACUUCACUAUGUUGAGAUGAACCCUUUAAAGGGUUCACUAACAAUGAGUGCGUUUUGGUUGGCGCCACAGUUUCUAAUUAUUGGAAUUGGCGACGGUUUUACCCUUGUAGGGUUGCAAGAAUAUUUCUAUGACCAAGUUCCGGAUUCAAUGAGAAGCUUAGGGAUUGCACUUUAUUUAAGUGUUAUUGGUGCUGCAAACUUUCUUAGUAGCUGGCUCAUAACAAUGGUUGAUCAUGUUACCGGUAAGACCGGUAAAAGUUGGAUCGGUAAGGAUUUGAACACGAGUAGGUUAGACAAAUUUUAUGGGCUAUUGGCGGUGAUAACCACGUUGAACUUGUUCUUGUUUGUGUUCUUCGCUUGCCGGUAUUCCUAUAAGAAUGUGCAAAAGGUUGUGGUGGCUGAUUGUGGUGAAGAGAAGAGUGAUAAUGGUGAUGGUGUAGGGACAAUGGUUUAAUUUGAGUUUGUUUCAAUAUUAUUGGUUCUAUAUUUAUAGUAUAAAAAUGUCUAGGAUCGCAUGCUAUGCUGAUGAUGAAAUUAUUAUAUGUGAUGUUUGAUUUCUACUAUAUAGUGAAUGUUAGUUGCUUUGUUGAUAUAUAUCAAUAAUGUUGUUUGAUCA